AUGGAUGAACCAGAGAGUUUGGACUCGGAUAUGCCUGAGCUACAGGAAUGUUCUUAUGACGCACUGGAAGCUCUCAGCCAAGACGAUGAAGAAGAGGUGGAAGAACUUGAAAACAGUUUGCGAGAAGUUAUCCAGGACCAUUCAGUGAAGCCCAAACUGCAGUGCCUCAUGGUGGAUCCAUCGUUCUCAAUGGUGACCGUGCAGAGUGAAGACAGUGGCAUCGUGUGGGAGACAGCCUCCAGCCGCUGCUCCACGCCCUGGGCAUCUGAGACCAGCUCUGUGUCAGAGGGGGGCAGCAUGGAAGCCUCUGGAGCAGCAGGCAACAUCACCAUUAUAUUUGAUGAGGAUAAAGUUGUGCGCCGGAGGACCAGGUCUGGGAGGAGCAGCAGGCUCAGUGACCGCUUCAGCAGGCCGGGCAGUUCUCGAUCUGCUUCGGCCCUCGGGGUGGAGAGAUUGGAGAUGAUGGAGGUUUCUCAGCCCAAUGUUAAACAGGAUAAAACUGAAAAUGAACCAGACCUAGAGGAGAUAAAGAACAAAGACCAGGAGCUUUUCAAUUUGAUUGCUGAAGGUUAUGAGAUUCUCAACAUUAGAGUACCAUUCAAACUACCCACUGUCGAUGAGGAGAGUACAGAGCUGCAGGACAACCUGUCCUAUCUGGAUCAGACCCCAAAGAUCAAAUCCAGAAACCACCACCACCAACAGUUGACUCGUGCGGAGGAAGGAGACCUGCAGGAUGUGGAGCCGCUAAACAAGGAAUCAAAAGAAGCUGUACCAAAUCUUCCAUCAACCCCAGACUUCAAACCUGCUCCGACAGAGGGCCCUGGUGACAUCGACUACUUUGAGAAAUUUACCUUGUUGGAUGUUGUGGCUCCAGGUGAAGAAGCAUCAGGAGAAGUGGACGAAUGUGUAACACCUGUCCCGACUCCAGAACCAGAGACCAAAGACCCGGUCAAAAACCGCAGCCCCUCUGUCUCUGAAGAAUCAUUUGUCUUUGUGUCGAAUGAGGACAUUGUCGGAGAGCAUCUAGAUGAAGUGUUUUAUGGAGAGAGCCCACCUGCGGAUGCGGUGCACAAACAGGACGCGGAGGAUAAAGGUGGAAGGAUGCGGCGUCAAAGCUCUGUCAAAGAAAGUGGCUCUGUGUUAUUUGAAAGUGAAGAGACUGUUCUGACUCCCAUCUACAUCUCAUCUGGUCCUCCAAAAAUCAUCGACCAAAUACUACUGGACGAACCCACUGCCAUGUCAUUUAUGUACACAGACCUUUACGAAGAUGCUAUGGGCGAGAAGCGGAGGAGCGAUGAGGAAUGCUCUGAGGCAGAAAGCGUCACAUCUGAAAAAUCUUACAAAAGGUGUUUGAUGGAUGAUUAUGAGGAAGCAGACGGCGGCUACCUGGAGAAGUUUACCUUGAAAGAUGAGACGGCUUAUGUGGAGGUUUCAUCUGAAGUUGUGGAAGAGCGUAAAGGGGGACGGAUGAUGUGGUUGCAAAACGAGUUUGAGAUGAGUGGGUGCUUGACACGAGUAGCUAAGGAGGAAGAUGAAGAUGUCAGCAUGCAAGAAGACAGUGAAAAACAGGCCCCUUCUGAUGUCACCAUGGAGUACGAAAUCAUAACUGAACAAGACGUCACAGAGAUUGAGCAAAUGCACGAGGAAAAAGCUCCGUUGGUGACGGAUGAACUCUUGGAGGAUGUGAUGGAGGAGCCUGCAGGAUCUGAGGAGGUGGCAGAGGUGGACUAUGACACCAUUGAUGCGGAGGAGGAGCAGCAGGCCCGGAUGGCGGCGGAGCUGGAGGGAUUGGACUGGUUCUGUCUCAGCUGUGAGUGUCUGUUGUCGGAAGAGGAGAGCAGCUCUGAGCCGCAUCAGGACCACAAGGUCAUCGCAGUGGACAGAGCCUACGGGGAGAUCAUGGACAAGUUGAGUGAUUGGAUUUCAGAGCUGCAGGGGCGAUCUGAGAACAUUGAGGACCUGGUGUCUGAGCUAGAGUUGGCCUACAACUCAGUCGAGGACCAAUUCCAUGAGAAUGAGGUGGACAUGCAGGCUCAGAAGGAGGAGAUGAUGACCCUGGUGAUGGAGCAGUACAACAGCAUGUCUGUGAGUAUGGAGGAGGAGAAGAAGGCCAAGCUGGAGCAGCUCUACGAUCAAAUAGUAUCGCUUCAGGAGAGCAUUGAAACUGCCAAGGGCACCUUGGAAACCACGGCCAGAGAGGCUGAGACAGAUGCACGGUCACCUGAAGACAUUCAUGGAAGGCUGACAGCAGCUCUGGACUCCACCAUGUCUCUUGAGCUUGGGCCCAAGGGACUGCUUGUUUUUGAAGACUAUGCAAAGGGAAACCCUUCUAGCUCCCAGUUAGCUCAGCGUAAGGGAAUAGCAGUGCCUCAGAGGCCGACUCUUCAGGCCCAGGAACCAGGUUCAGCCACAAGCUCCAGUGUCACUGUUUACUGGAAGGUCAACGCUGACGAUAUCAUCGACUGCUUUCAGGUGUACUGUAUGGAAGACCCUCUGGGAGCUGUCUCAGAAGAAUACAGAGUGACCGUUAAGGAAAGUUACUGUGUCUUGGAGGAACUGGAGCCUGAUAAGACGUACAAGGUGUGGGUGAUGGCUGUUAACUACACAGGCUGCUCUCUGCCCAGUGUGCGGCUUGUCUUUAAAACAGCUCCAUCAGUGCCUGUGAUAGACAUUGAGAGGUGUACGGUCAUGUGGAACACAGCUGUUCUGAGGUGGAGCUCACUGGGAGAGACUGGACUGUCCUACACACUGGAGCACUGUCGCCAGUAUGAACUGGAGGGAGAAGGCCUUAGAACCAUCGCUGGUAUCAAAAACCUUGAAUAUAAAGUCCUUCUUCAACCAAACGAAAAUUAUCUCUUCUACAUAAAAGCUGUGAAUGAGGCAGGUUCCAGUGAGCAGAGUGAAGCUGCGCUCAUUUCUACUAAAGGAAUGAAGUUUCACCUGCUAAAAGAAACAGCUCAUCCUGCUCUGGAGCUGUCUGUGGAUGAGACCACCCUGCAUUACUCUCAGGAAACAUACGAUAACAUGCCUGAUAAGACCUGUCCCUUCAUCCUGGGCGAGCUGCUGCCAAUGAGAGGAAACUUUUACUGGGAGUAUGAUGUUUCAAGAUGCACGGACUACAGACUGGGUGUGGCUUACAGCUCUGCCGCUAGUGACAGUGUUCUAGGGGAGGGCCAGGGGUCCUGGUGCUUACAGUGCACUCCCACACUCUCUGGUUGCAGUUAUCGCUUGCUGCACAAUGAUGUCCACUCCAGUCUGUUUGUGAUCGACUCGCCUGAACGUGUGGGUGUAUUCUUGGACCACCAGUUUGGCCGCUUGUCUUUCUACAACGCUCAGAGCGGUCAGCUGUUGGGGUCCUUCAGCGAGCGCUUGACCCAGCCCUGUCACCCUGCGCUGGGCAUGGACUCUCCAGGCAGUGUGGAGGUGUGCAUGGUGACGGAGGUGCCAGACUUCACUAAGGACAGUUAG
Knipowitschia caucasica is the source of this 3468-nucleotide messenger RNA. Lineage: Eukaryota; Metazoa; Chordata; Actinopteri; Gobiiformes; Gobiidae. The record is from the annotation of a GenBank genome assembly.